Messenger RNA from Triticum turgidum subsp. durum (durum wheat), 588 nucleotides. The record is from the annotation of a GenBank genome assembly. NCBI's taxonomy places the organism in Eukaryota, Viridiplantae, Streptophyta, Magnoliopsida, Poales, Poaceae.
AUGGACCCUGACGGCGACGCGCGGCAUCAGCAGCGGCGGCGGCGACCGGAGGAGGAGGGCCCGGCGGUGUCGCUCCGGCCGCUGGGCCUGGCGGACGUGGACGACUUCAUGGCGUGGGCGUCGGACGAGCGCGUGAUGCGCCACCUGAAGCGCCCCCUGUGCGCGACGAGGGAGCAGGCCGUGGCGCAGAUCAGGGACACCGUGCUCGGCCACCCGUGGUUCCGCGCCGUCUGCGUGGCGGGGCGCCCCGUGGGGCAGGUGUCCGUGUGGCCCUACCCGGACGACGGCGGCCACCGGGCCAACCUCGGCUACGCGCUGGCGCACCGCCACUGGGGCCGCGGCAUCGCCUCCGCCGCCAUCAGGAUGGUGGUGGGGAGGGUGUUCGAGGAGCUGCCGGGGCUGGGGAGGCUGGAGGCGGUGACGGACGUCGGGAACGCGAGGUCGCAGAGGGCGCUGGAGAAGGCCGGGUUCCAGAGGGAAGGGGUGCUGCGCAGCUACAUCGUCCGCCCCGGCGCCGGCGACGGCGAGGCCAGGGACGCGGCGGUGUACAGCUUCUUGUCCUCCGACCCUCGUCCUCCGCUCGCGUGA